GUUCAAAUUGGCGGCUAUUGGCGGUACGCGUUUCACGGACCAUUUUCCCCAGUUUUCUCUAACCUUCUUAGCCCACCUAUAUUCCUGGCGCAAGAAAAUUUCCCCCACAAGUGCAGUCGGGUGAAGAAACGGAAACAGAUCAUCUUUGGAUUUCUUAUGCAAGCGUUCCAUCUCUAAACCAAUUGCGAACAAGUUACGCUAUGGCCUCUGUUCGAAAGAUUCGUACACUUCGCUUCUCCAUCAACACAUUGUCGCAGUUGCACAUGACGAACUCAGGUUCUGUACAUCUUCAAGAUAUGUCCUCUUUCUUUCGAUUGUCGUCCGCCUCACCCAACUGGUUUAUGAGAGGUUUUAGAAGCCACAGCGCACUUUCACAUCCCCAACAAAAAAUCUUGAAAUUCGAGAUUCCUGAAGCUGAUGCGGAAUGUGAUUACAAGGAAGUUCGAGAGAUCCGGCGGGAAUUUGACGCUGCUAAACUUAGCUUCCUCAAGAUUCCAGAGGCGCUCAAGGCAAUGCCGAAGUUGAAUCCGGAAGGCAUCUACGUGAAUAAGAAUCUUAGCUUGGACAACAUUCAGGUGUAUGGUUUUGACUAUGAUUACACUCUCGCGCAUUACUCGGCCAAUUUACAGAGCUUGAUUUACGAUCUUGCCAAAGAACAUUUGGUUAAUGAGCUCAGAUAUCCUGAAUCUUGCAUGGAGUUCAAGUACGAUCCCACUUUUCCGAUUAGAGGCCUUUACUAUGAUAAACUCAAAGGUUGCCUCUUGAAGUUGGACUUUUUUGGUUCUAUUGAGCCUGAUGGGUGCUACUUUGGUCGUCGUAAGCUAAGCCAGACAGAAAUCAAAGAGAUAUACGGCACACGACAUAUUGGACGCGACCAAGCUCGUGGGCUUGUUGGACUGAUGGAUUUCUUUUGCUUCAGUGAGGCAUGCCUUAUUGCGGAUGUUGUGCAACAUUUUGUUGAUGCUAAACUGGAAUUUGAUGCUUGCUACAUCUACCAAGAUGUGAACCGUGCAAUUCAGUAUGUUCACCGAAGUGGCCUGGCCCAUAGAGAAAUAAUAUCCGAUCCACAUGCCUACCUAGUAAACAAUGGGAGACUAUUACAAUUUCUCACGAUGCUGAAGGAGAAGGGGAAGAAACUUUUUUUGCUGACCAACUCCCCAUAUUACUUUGUGGAUGGUGGAAUGCGUUUUAUGUUGGAGGAUUCUAUGGGUUACAAGGACUCUUGGAGAGAAAUCUUUGAUGUUGUGAUAGCUAAGGCCAAUAAGCCAGAAUUUUACACAUCCGAGCAUCCUUUUCGUUGUUAUGACACAGAAAAGGACACUUUGACUUUUACAAAGGUGGAUGCAUUCCUUCCAAAUAAAAUUUAUUACCAUGGUUGCCUGAAGUCUUUCCUUCAGAUUACCAAGUGGAAUGGUCCCGAGGUGAUAUACUUUGGGGAUCACCUUUUCAGCGAUCUGAGAGGCCCUUCAAAAGCUGGUUGGCGCACUGCUGCAAUCAUUUAUGAACUGGAAAAUGAAAUACGUAUACAAAAUGAGGAUUCCUACCGUUUUGAACAGGCAAAAUUCCAUAUAGUCCAAGAACUUCUGGGUAAAUUGCAUGCUAUUGUAGGUUGUGGCCGGAGAAGUGAUGUAUAUAAAUCUCUGUUGAAAGAACUGAGCGUGGAGAGGGAGAAAGCUCGAGAUACAAUGAAGAAAAUGUUUAAUAGAUCAUUUGGUGCAACUUUUCUCACGGAUACUGGUCAAGAAUCUGCCUUCGCCUAUCACAUCCAUCAAUAUGCAGAUGUUUAUACUAGUAAGGCAGAAAAUUUUUUAUUCUAUCCACCAGAGGCAUGGCUUCACGUACCCUUCGAUAUCAAGAUCAUGCCACAUCAUGUGAAGGUCCCAUCAGGUCUUUUCAGAAACCAAUAGCUGGUGGUUAGAGUACCUAAGGACGUGCGCAAUAAAGAAGUUUUUCCAUAGUUAGACACAGUGUGAUUAACCACAGUGGAUGCAUAGUACUGCACCAUGUUCAUUUCAUUAUUUCAUUGGCGCUUUCAGGCCACCCACCAUGGACGAUUGAUAUAUCAAGGUGAAAGGAGGAAGUAAGUGCUCAGUACAAUCAUUUGAUUCUUGACGGAUUUUCCAUUCUUUGGGUUCUCUUAUCAUUAAUCAAUAACUGUAACUACUAGUCUUGCUCGUUCAUUUCAGAUUCAAUGGGCAAAAUCCAAAGUUUAAAGUCUAAUGAUAGAAGGUACAUAAUAAAAAAUUAAAAGUAACUCAUCAAGUUUUGCCUGCCUUUUCUUUUCUUUUAGGCAUGAGGAAAUGGGAAUCAAUUUUUUCAUUCUCUGUAACUAUGAUGAUGUUUAUCAAAUUGUAGCAAUGGAAUCAAAUGUUGGGACCCACCUCAAACUUGGUAAUUUCAUUCUCUUAAAAAAAAGUGUAAUCUCAUUACUCUUCUACGUCUUUAUCAA
Momordica charantia (bitter melon) is the source of this 2449-nucleotide messenger RNA. Its product is annotated as HAD-superfamily hydrolase, subfamily IG, 5'-nucleotidase. NCBI's taxonomy places the organism in Eukaryota, Viridiplantae, Streptophyta, Magnoliopsida, Cucurbitales, Cucurbitaceae. The record is from RefSeq and is a predicted model, not a curated record. Gene Ontology annotation, molecular function: 5'-nucleotidase activity.